AUGGCAAUGCCAAUUUGCAACAUGGAUGUUGUUGUGCUUGCAACACUGCCACCCCCUUUCUUGUUGCAUCUGGCCGGACACGUCAGCGAGGUCAGCCUCGCCGUGGAGAACGCCGACGGCGCCGCUGUGAGCGGCGAGGGCGCCCUCCGGCUCCUCGCCGCGGCAAUGGAGGGGCGGAGGAGGGGAGGCGAGAGAGAGCGGGAGGAGGCCAAGGCGAGGUACGAGGUGUUCGUCAAGAACAAGAAGGGGAGGAAGGAGAGCAAGGCGCGAAGAGAGGUGCUCGUUGACCUGUGCUGCUCCGCCGCCAGCGCCGUCGCCGUGCUGGCCUUCUUCGCCACCGUCGUGCUCCGGUGA
Messenger RNA from Triticum turgidum subsp. durum (durum wheat), 354 nucleotides. Lineage: Eukaryota; Viridiplantae; Streptophyta; Magnoliopsida; Poales; Poaceae. The record is from the annotation of a GenBank genome assembly.